Rhopalosiphum maidis (corn leaf aphid) is the source of this 2986-nucleotide messenger RNA. RefSeq names its product erythroid differentiation-related factor 1-like. Gene Ontology annotation, biological process: positive regulation of DNA-templated transcription. NCBI's taxonomy places the organism in Eukaryota, Metazoa, Arthropoda, Insecta, Hemiptera, Aphididae. The transcript has 19 exons. Bases 50 to 2986 code for a protein of 978 amino acids. The record is from RefSeq and is a predicted model, not a curated record.
AUCAUCUAUUUAUCAGCUUAUCCGUUUAGAGAUCUAAACUUCGAUCAUCAUGAUUAAACAAAAUACUCAGGACAGUACUUUAAACGACGAACGUGUUCAAUUUAAAUCAAAGGCUGUUGUUGUGGUUUCAACAGUUCGAACACCCAAUUUUAUUCAUCAUAAGGUUAACACUAAUCUAAAUUUGAAACCACAAAAUUUUUUAAGUAACGAGGCUGAAUCAUUUGGUGUGCGGUGCGUUUCUGGUAAUUUUCAUGGACUUUCUAGUUUUGAAAUGGCAAAUAUGUUUCUCGAAGACAUUGGCAAACUGGACGUUGUGUCAAGUGCAGAAAAUAUUAAGAACCUUUGCAAGUUGCCAUACAGUAAGAAAUCUGUUAGCAUUAUGGUACAUAAAAUUGGUAAUACCUUACUAUUUGAUGAAUUUGAUGUCGAGGAACACUUGACACAAGAUACAUCUGAGAAAUGGGCCUGGUUAAAAAAAUUCUUUUACAACAAUAUAGUAAAAUCUUCUGGUACUAAGGUUGAAUGCAUCACUUUUAAGAAGAAUAAUUCUAGAAAAAUUAAUCAUAAAAAUUUGGUAUCAAAAUUUUUGCACCAUACCAUAGGAUUAGAUUCACACAAUGACCUAAUAAAAAAUAUUUGCAAUGAAACUUCUCAACUUGCAUCAGAAGAAAUAUUUCCAGGUUUUCCUCAAAUACAUCGAUUAUUUAACCGAAAUGUUUUAUGGGAUUUUGAAGAUUUGCGAAUGUUAAUAGGCACAAAUUUGACAAUUUUUAGAAAUGACAAUAAUUCAUCUUUAAGCACAAAAUUGAGAGACAUGUCAAAAUCUUUAAGUGUGUUAACUGGGAUUGAUUAUUGGCUAGAAAACUUAAUGAAUGAUAUCCCUGAAAUCGAAUUUUGUUAUCAUAUAAAUGGUAUUGUCCAAAAGUAUGAACGGGUGAAGACAGAAGAUAUACCAUGUUUGAAUGGCUCGACAUUUUCUCCAAAUCUAAUUAAUAAUAAUAUGCAAAAACUAAUAUUAUUUUUACGAUCGUCAACUAUUGUUGGACAUACAUAUUGGUUAUUCAAAGGGAAAAAUGAUACGGUACAACUUUAUAAUUUGACAAUAUUAUCUUCUGAAUCAUUAAUUGAUAACCCAAAUCCAUUUAUAUUUCCAAUGGCUUCGUUGUUUAACCGGGUUGCUUAUAAAUUUAAAUAUAACCCAGAAAAUGAGAAACUGUAUAAUUCCAUUACUAUUAUACAUUUACUUAAUAGUAACCUAGAAUUAUUAGAUAAACAUAAAUAUCCACAAGUUGUUACAUAUGUCAAUUGUUUUUUAUCAGAUCUUUACAUUGCAUUUGGUAAUAAUCCAUCAAGCUCUAUAAAAGAAGAAUUAACUAACUAUAAUGAAAACCCAGCUAUUUUUCAUUUUGAUACUGCCAUUGCAUCAUAUGAUUUUGUAUCCGAAGACUCUACAUCAAAACAUAAUUUAACUGCAAUCAAAUGUUUUUAUGAGGCAUUGUAUUAUAUUGGAGAUAGUUUAAGUCGUUUACUAUAUUUCAAAAAUGAUAAAAAUAUUAUGGUUGAACUUGGACAAAUAUCAUUAUCUGAAACUAGACCAAUUAAAUAUCUUGUUUCUGAAAAAAUUGCAAAUAAUAAAAAUCAUACUAAAGGUAUUAGAAAGAAAAAUCAGAAACCAAAUAAAGGGAAAAAAAUUUUAAAAAAAGAUGAUAUUGAAUCUAAAUCUAUUCCAACAAAUUGGAAUAAUCCACCUAAUGUUAAAAGCAAUAAUUUGUGUAAUUCUGGUCUCAAGCAAAUGCUCUAUGAAAAAGCAUCCAGAACAUAUUUUAAUUUAGCUGAUAAAUGGUUUGCAUGCAAUAAUUAUGGACAAGCUUUAAAAAAUUUUCGGCGAUCACUUGAAUGUCAAUUACAGAUUGUCCAUACUGAGGAGAAUUUAUUCAAACUUAUAUUAGAAUGUUGUGGCAAUUGUUCCUUAUCAAUUGUUAAUUCUUGGGAUAAAAUAAAACAGUACAUAAGUGAAUUUGAAACUGAUGAAAUGUAUGAUUUUAAAUUAAGAGAAACAUUGUUACAUAAUUCUAAAAACUGUACUAACAAAGAUUUAAAAGCAAUACCAAAAAAAACCAUUAAAUCAAAAGAAUGCAUGUUAAAUACAGCAAAACAUUGUUUCCUACGCGCAUUGAUAUUAGAAACAGAAACUGAGAAAAAAAUUACUCUGAAUAAACGAUUAGGCAUUGUUUACUAUCAAUAUACUACAUUUUACAUGAAUGAAAUAAUAAAUGCCAUAGAAACUAAUACCCCUCUAACUCUUAUAAAGUUAAAAUGGCUUCAAAACCAAUCAGAGCUUUAUUUUAAAUUGGGGAGUAAUAUAUUUAAAAAACAAGAUGAUAAGAUUAAUUUUAAUAUGAUACAUCAAAACUUAGCAAGUUUCUACCAAUACAUAGUACUAUGUUUAAAAAAAUUUCAGAUGCCCAUCAAAGAAUUAAUUAAAGAAGAUAAUAUAAAUUCUAAGGUUAUAAAUAUCUACACGAAACUUUUAUUAGAGUUGGGUGACCGUGAGUCUGAUUCAGAACUUUGGGAUGAAUUUAACUAUGAAUUAUUUUCAAUUCUGCACUGUAUAUCAAAUCAAAACUAUUCAAUAUUAUCCAAAAACAGUUCAAAAAGCCAACAAAAAUGUAUUAAAUUAUAUGAGGAAGCUUUGAAAUAUUGUGAUUUGAAAAAUAAUACAACCAGAAGAACUGAAUAUGAGUUUAAAUCAGCAUGUAUUCACUUUAAGCUAGGAUCAUUGUUUGCUAUUAAUUUAGACAAAUAUAUUCACAUGAAGUCUCCAAAGGUUGAUUCUGUUUUACUUCAAAUUGAGUCUUAUUAUAAUACUUCAUUUGAAACCUUUUUUAAAUUAAACUUUCCAUUGGAUUGUCUUGAAGUUCUCUUAGAAAUGAUAAAACUAGAUAUACGCUUUAUUGAUGGUAUGUAUAAUUGGUACAUUGCAUAA